AAACGAUCACCCUCUCUUCCUCCCUCUAUCACCGCGCGGCACUCUCUCCCCGUUUUCUACUUUCUCUGACUAAAACGAAGAACUGAAGUCGAGAUUAACAAAUAAUCUGCUUUCUCUGAUUUCCUCUCGUGUUGAUUCCAUUUUGUGUCUGGAACUCAACAAUCUUGGUUUCUCUCUUUCCCUCCUUCCUGGAACUCAAGAGCACAGAGUGGUGCUGGCAUUUUCUCUUCUCGAGAAUCUACCCAAACUACCAUGCAUUGAAUAUUAUGGAUCGGUGAAAGUUUGUGUGCAAAAUCUUGAACGACAGCACGCUUUCAAUUUUUUAAGCCUCAAUGUCGCUUCGGAAAGCACCCCUCCCUCGGAUCCUUCUCGACAAUGUAUCGUGCAUGAGAAAUGCCCAGCAAAUCUUGCGGCAUGUAAAUGUCUCUGUUCAUGAUGGUGGGGCGCUUGUACUGACAGGCAGCAACGGUUCGGGCAAGAGCACUUUUUUGCGAAUGUUAGCCGGUUUUUCUAAGCCUUCUGCGGGUCAGAUACUUUGGAAUGGUCAUGAUGUGACUGAAUCUGGAGUGUUCCAUCAGUACAAGCUUCAGCUCAACUGGCUCUCCCUGAAAGAUGCCAUCAAGGAAAAGUUUACUGUACUUGACAAUGUUCAGUGGUUUGAGCUUCUUGAAGGCAAGCAAGGGAAUUCUCUGCCUGCUCUUGAGUUGAUGGGGCUUGGAAGAUUAGCAAAGGAUAAGGCAAGAAUGUUGUCCAUGGGGCAGCGAAAAAGGCUGCAGCUUGCAAGGUUACUGGCGAUUGACAGGCCAAUUUGGUUGUUGGAUGAGCCUUCUGUUGCAUUAGAUGAUGACGGGGUGAGGUUGCUUGAGUACAUUAUCGCAGAGCAUAGAAAGAAGGGAGGGAUUGUCUUUGUUGCGACUCAUCUACCAAUUAACAUUGAGGAUGCCAUGUACUUGAGGUUGCCACCAAGGUUCCCCAGAAGGAUGACCUUGGUAGAUAUGCUUGAUCGUGCAGAAAUCUCAUAAAACAGGAGGUGCAUAUUUCUGCUCUGCUGCGCAUUGAUUUUUUCAUUGCAUCCGAACUAGUUGUCUUCAUUUAACUAGUCGAGCUUCUGGUGAGUUAUUCCAAAAUAGUACAUGCCAGUAGAUGCAAGGCAGAUGAGUCCAGUCUUCCGUCUUUUCUAAUUGCCUGAAAUUAGAGUUGUGAUUCUUACUUAGAUUUCAUCAGUGACACAAGUAGCAUAUAUUUUUCUUUUAUUUUCCCUUUGUAAUUCGGGUCCUUGAGGAGAUAUAAGGAAUGAAAAGUCA
Messenger RNA from Populus euphratica (Euphrates poplar), 1304 nucleotides. It is a transcript of the gene ABCI1, whose product is annotated as non-intrinsic ABC protein 10. Gene Ontology annotation, molecular function: ATP binding; ATP hydrolysis activity; transmembrane transporter activity. Gene Ontology annotation, biological process: cytochrome complex assembly. The transcript is spliced from 3 exons. Bases 333 to 1022 code for a protein of 229 amino acids. The record is from RefSeq and is a predicted model, not a curated record. Lineage: Eukaryota; Viridiplantae; Streptophyta; Magnoliopsida; Malpighiales; Salicaceae.